This is a messenger RNA of Camelus dromedarius (Arabian camel), 1964 nucleotides long. It is a transcript of the gene MPP4, whose product is annotated as MAGUK p55 scaffold protein 4. The coding region runs from base 1 to 1920 and encodes 639 amino acids. The record is from RefSeq and is a predicted model, not a curated record. Gene Ontology annotation, cellular component: adherens junction; plasma membrane. NCBI's taxonomy places the organism in Eukaryota, Metazoa, Chordata, Mammalia, Artiodactyla, Camelidae. The transcript has 21 exons. Gene Ontology annotation, molecular function: protein binding.
AUGAUACAGUCAGACAAAGGAGCAGAUUCGCCGGACAAAAAGGAUGAGAAGGACAAGGCACUUUCUGCGGCAGCCAAUCCAGAGAAUGGUAUCUCCCAAAUCCUGAGGCUUGUGCUACAGGAGCUGAAUCUGUUCUACAGCCGAGAUGUGAACGGAGUGUGUCUCCUGUACGACCUCCUCCACUCCCCAUGGCUGCGGGCCCUGCUCAAGGUUUAUGACUCCCUCCAGGAAUUCAAAGAAAAGAAGCUCGUUCCUGCUGCACCCCACGCACAGGCGUUGUCCUCGGAGGUAGUGAAGAUAUUACGUGAAACCCCCAAGUGUCCUGAGAUCCAAGAGCUGAGACAGAUCCUCCAGUCUCCACACUUUAAGGCCUUGCUCAGCGCCCACGACACUGUGGCCCAGAAAGACUUUGAACCCCUCCUCCCCCCACUGCCAGACAACAUCCCUGAGAGCGAGGAGGCAAUGAGGAUUGUUUGUUUGGUGAAAAACCAACAGCCCCUGGGAGCUACCAUCAAACGCCACGAGAUGACAGGGGACAUCCUGGUGGCCAGAGUCAUCCACGGCGGGCUGGCCGAGAGGAGUGGGCUGUUGUAUGCUGGAGACAAACUGGUGGAAGUGAAUGGAGUUUCGGUUGAAGGACUGGACCCUGAGCAAGUGAUCCAUAUUUUGGCCAUGUCUCGUGGCACAAUCAUGUUCAAGGUGGUUCCAGUUUCUGACCCUCCUGUUAACAGCCAGAAGAUGAUGUACGUCCGUGCCAUGACCGAAUACUGGCCCCAGGAGGAUCCCGCCAUCCCCUGCAUAGAUGCGGGGUUGCCUUUCCAGAAGGGGGACAUCCUCCAGAUUGUGGACCAGAAUGAUGCCCUCUGGUGGCAGGCCCGGAAAAUCUCGGACCUUGGUACCUGUGCUGGCCUGAUCCCUUCUAACCACCUUCUGAAGAGGAAGCAACGGGAGUUCUGGUGGUCUCAGCCAUACCAGCCUCACAACCACCUCCAGUCCACCAUAUCGAUUUCUAUGGAAGAAGGAGAUGACAUGAAGAUUGACGAGAAAUGUGUGGAAGCAGAUGAAGAAACAUUUGAAUCUGAGGAACUUUCAGAAGACAAGGAAGAAUUUGUUGGCUAUGGUCAGAAGUUCUUUAUUGCCGGGUUCCGCCGCAGCAUGCGCCUCUGUCGCCGCAAGUCCCACCUCAGCCAGCUGCGCGCCAAGGUGUGCGGCGCCAGCGGCGGCCUCGGCGCGGCGGGUGCCCCGUACGAGGAGGUGGUGCGGUACCAGCGACGCCCUGAAGACAAGCACCGUCUCAUCGUGCUCGUGGGACCUUCUGGUGUUGGAGUAAAUGAACUGAGAAGACAACUUAUUGAACUUGAUCCUAACCGUUUCCAAAGUGCUGUGCCACAUACUACUCGUUCCAAAAAGAGUUAUGAAAUGGAUGGCCGUGAGUAUCACUAUGUGUCGAAGGAAACAUUUGAAAGCCUUAUGUACAGUCAUAGGAUGCUUGAGUAUGGUGAGUACAAAGGCCACCUGUACGGCACCAGUGUGGAUGCUGUUCAAGCAGUCCUCGAUGGAGGAAAGAUCUGUGUCAUGGACUUAGAGCCUCAGGGUAUUCAAGUGGCUCGAACCCAUGAACUGAAGCCUUAUGUCAUAUUUAUAAAGCCAUCUAGCAUGAGUUGUAUGAAGCGAUCUCGGAAAAAUGCCAAGAUCAUUACAGACUACUUUGUGGACAUGAAGUUCAAGGAUGAAGAUCUACAAGAGAUGGAGGAUUUAGCCCAAAAAAUGGAGACUCAGUUUGGUCAGUUUUUUGAUCAUGUGAUUGUGAACGACAACCUGCAUGAUGCACGUGCCCAGCUGUUGUCUGCAGUUCAGAAGGCUCAGGAAGAGCCUCAGUGGGUACCAGCAACAUGGGUUUCCUCUGAUACUGAGUCUUAAGGAGGCCUUCUGUUUAAUAGUGGAGUUUUAAGAAUGUUCAUCUG